UGCCUCUAUAAAGGGAGGCUUUGGUUAUCCGCUUCUACACCAGCUUGGGUCUCAAAACUUUCGAGAGAUGGCCGAGAUAGUCACGGUAAUUAUCAAGGUUGACCUGCAAUGCUGCACCUGCUCCAGGAAGAUCAAGAAAGCUCUGUGCGAGCUCCAAAAAUGGUUCAACAUCCAAUCAAUCGUCUUUGACGAGAAGAAGAACACCGUCACAGUAUCCGGCCCCUUCAACCCUGACUGCUUCAUCAAGGAGCUUCUCUGCCUCGCAUGCAAGGUGAUCAAAGGCGUCCAUAUCAAAGAGCCGGCAAAACCGCCGCCGCCACCGCCGCCGCCGCCGCCCGUGUGUGUUUGCCCGCCACCCGUGUGUGUUUGCCCGCCACCCGUGUGUGUUUGCCCGCCACACGUGUGUGUUUGCCGGCCCCCGGUGUGGCCCGUCUGCUGCAAACAGCCGUGCCCCUGCUUCGAUCCGCGCCAAGGGUGCCGCCGCUGCUGCACCUGCGGCUGGAUCUGCGACGUUCCGUCAUUGCCACCAUGGAGGCCCAAUCCAGUCCCGUUGCCGGAGGCCGUGGUGAGGCCGCCCAUGUGUGGUUUCCCGCCCACGGGGUGGCCCGUCUGCUGCAAACAGCCGUGCCCCUGCGUCGAUCCGCGCCAAGGGUGCCGCCGCUGCUGCACCUGCGGCUGGAUCUGCGACGUCCCGUCACCGCCACCAUGUAGGCCGUUCCCGGAGGCCGGGGUGAGGCCGCCCGUGUGUGUUUUCCCGCCCCAGGGGUGGCCCAACUGCUGUCGCCAACCGUGCCCCUGCUUCGAGCCACGCAGCGGGUGCCGCCGCUGCUGCUCCUGCGGCUGGGUCUGCGACGACCCCUCGCCGUCCGCUGCCUGCCGUCCCGGCUGCGAGGUUGGCGGCUGCAAGAUCAUCGUCGGGCAGGAGCCUUAUCAGUCCUGCUCUAUUAUGUAAUUUCCUAUACGUAUAGUUAUUAUCGUUGCAAGAUGUUAUUGGAUAACAGUAAUAGUUAACGGAUAAGAAGGUGGACUGAGGUAAACGUCAUGUGACUUCCUCUGUCAGUAAUGUACGUAAUAUAAUAUGUCAUGAUAUAUGUUUAUGCUGUUAUAUCUCA
This is a messenger RNA of Musa acuminata AAA Group (dessert banana), 1112 nucleotides long. RefSeq lists its product as uncharacterized. The record is from RefSeq and is a predicted model, not a curated record. The coding region runs from base 68 to 952 and encodes 294 amino acids. NCBI's taxonomy places the organism in Eukaryota, Viridiplantae, Streptophyta, Magnoliopsida, Zingiberales, Musaceae. The transcript is spliced from 3 exons. Gene Ontology annotation, biological process: regulation of defense response to fungus. Gene Ontology annotation, molecular function: metal ion binding.